AGGGAGGGGGUGAAAAUGGCGCCCAGCUCGAAAUCGGAGCGGAACAGCGGGGCCGGGAGCGGCGGCGGCGGCCCCGGGGGUGCCGGGGGAAAACGGGCAGCGGGUCGACGGCGUGAGCACGUCCUCAAGCAGCUGGAGCGGGUCAAGAUCAGUGGGCAGCUGUCCCCACGUCUCUUCCGGAAGUUGCCGCCCAGGGUCUGCGUCUCCCUAAAGAACAUUGUGGAUGAGGACUUCCUCUAUGCAGGACAUAUCUUCCUGGGUUUUUCCAAAUGUGGCCGCUACGUCCUUUCCUACACCAGCAGCAGCGGGGAUGAUGACUUCUCCUUCUACAUCUACCACCUGUACUGGUGGGAAUUCAACGUCCACAGCAAGCUCAAGCUGGUGCGGCAGGUGCGGCUAUUCCAGGAUGAGGAGAUUUACAGCGACCUGUACCUGACCGUGUGCGAGUGGCCCAGUGAUGCCUCCAAGGUCAUCGUCUUUGGCUUCAACACUCGCUCAGCCAAUGGGAUGCUCAUGAAUAUGAUGAUGAUGAGUGAUGAGAACCACCGCGACAUCUACAUCAGCACCGUGGCUGUACCACCCCCAGGCCGCUGUGCCGCCUGCCGAGAUGCUAGCCGGGCCCAUCCAGGCGACCCAAGUGCCCAGUGUCUGCGGCACGGCUUCAUGCUGCACACCAAGUACCAGGUGGUUUACCCCUUCCCCACCUUCCAGCCCGCCUUCCAGCUCAAGAAGGACCAGGUGGUGUUGCUCAACACCAGCUACUCCCUGGUGGCCUGCGCCGUCUCUGUCCACUCGGCAGGCGAUGGUGGCUUCUGCCAAAUCCUGUAUGACCACACAGCCUCACCCCUGGCCCCACCCAGUCUUUCUGGGCCUCAGAGCCCAGAGGUGCCCCCAGCCCUCCUCAGCUUCUCCCCUGAGGCUGCCCCAGCCCUGCCCUCUGGGACCCCUGAGCCCUCGCCUGCCAUCGCCAAAGCCAAGGAGUUUGUGGCUGACAUCUUCCGUAGGGCCAAAGAGGCCAAGGGUGGGACCUCUGAGGAAGCCCGGCCACCCCUUUGCCCAGGAACCUCAGGCAGCCGUUGCUGCCCGCCUGCCGAAGCCCUAUCCCCUGGUGGGGAGGCAGUGCCCCGGGAUAGCCCCCCUGCUGAAGAGGCACCUGCCCCGGAGCCUGGCUAUGUCAACUACACCAAGCUGCAUUACGUGCUUGAGUCAGCAGAGGGGACUGAGCCAGAGGAUGAGUUUGAGGAUGAUAAGAUCUCCCUGCCUUUCGUGGUGACUGAUCUCCGGGGCCGCAACCUUCGGCCCAUGCGAGAGCGGACAGCUGUCCAGGGUCAGUACCUGACAGUGGAGCAGCUCACGCUGGACUUCGAGUAUGUCAUCAAUGAGGUCAUCCGCCAUGACGCCACUUGGGGCCACCAGUUUUGCUCCUUUAGUGACUAUGAUAUCGUCAUCCUGGAGGUGUGCCCAGAAACUAACCAGGUCCUCAUCAACAUUGGCCUGCUGCUGCUGGCCUUCCCAUCCCCCACCGAAGAGGGCCAGCUUCGACCAAAGACCUAUCAUACCAGCCUCAAGGUGGCAUGGGACCUCAACACAGGCAUCUUCGUGACAGUUAGCGUGGGUGACCUCACUGAAGUCAAAGGGCAGACCAGUGGCAGCGUUUGGAGCUCAUACCGCAAGAGCUGCGUAGACAUGGUGAUGAAGUGGUUGGUACCUGAGAGCAGUGGCCGAUACGUCAACAGGAUGACCAAUGAGGCACUGCACAAAGGGUGCUCAUUGAAGGUCCUGGCGGACAGUGAGCGAUACACAUGGAUCGUGCUGUGAGGGCCCUGCUGCCCAGGACACUGACUCCAACUACCUCCGCGGUCUGGGAGCUGUCUGCUGCCUGGGCUGGCCUCUUCCCGGCCUCGGGCCAGCCAACUGAAGACCAGCACUAGUGUUAGGCUGCGGGGGAUGGG
This is a messenger RNA of Chrysochloris asiatica (Cape golden mole), 1952 nucleotides long. It is a transcript of the gene DCAF15, whose product is annotated as DDB1 and CUL4 associated factor 15. Gene Ontology annotation, cellular component: Cul4-RING E3 ubiquitin ligase complex. Gene Ontology annotation, biological process: protein ubiquitination. The transcript has 13 exons. Lineage: Eukaryota; Metazoa; Chordata; Mammalia; Afrosoricida; Chrysochloridae. The record is from RefSeq and is a predicted model, not a curated record. The coding region runs from base 16 to 1818 and encodes 600 amino acids.